AUGGGCCUGGUUGAUUUAAAAGCCUGUGUAGGCAACCCCUCUUCCGACCUAUCAGGCUCUGAUGGCUGUACAGACGCAGGGCAUACUGAGCUUGUUUCCAAGUCAGUGGUGGUCAGUUCCGCCUCUGAGGCUUACGUAGACAAGGAAGCAGCUCAUGUACAUAGCAACUUCAGUACCACCCUCGGUUCUGUCGGUACGGCCACCUCAUGUACUCCAAGCUACACUACUCUUAGCAACGAUUCUGCUGCCUCCUGUCCCAGCACCAAUGCCUGGCAGCCUCGCUCGCGACGCCGCCGAAAGCGGCUUGUCUCCGAUGACCCAGUCCGUCGUCUGCAAAUCCGAGAAACUGCUGGUACUGCUGGCAAUGCCUUGGGUUAUGGCGCACGCUGUAGCCCACUCGAUCUCAGUCAGCCACAACCCUGCUCCGCUUCCAUGAGUGCUCAUGCUCCAGGCCUGCAUCUCGAGGAACAGUCCCCUUCCCAAUCGACCAGCCUCCGAGCGUCGAUAGGGUCCCUGGCUAGCGAUUCCUCGCCCCCAACGACGGUAACUACGGCGUCACCUGCGCUUCCCAGUGGCGGUAGACUGAAUGAUACAGCUCUAAAGCCUUGUCUGGGCCCUACGGAUAGUGAGGAUGCCUCUGGAUUUCCGAUACCGCCCAUCCUAGGGUCUACCAGUCCGGAUGCAACCCCUCUAGUCUGGUCAUCCUGCUGCCUCGGCCAGAUCCCAGUGGCGACAUCCAUGCCAAGUCCGGCAUCCGGUCCAACUGAGGCUGGUUCUGAUGAUCCAGUCCAUUCAUGCGCAUCCUCAGCCAACGGAUUGGAGGAGCCCAUGUCCUCGUUCGGAUUGCUCCCGAUCACUUUGAUGGCUGGUCUCAUCUCUCAGCUUUUGGCUAGCUCCGGACAGGCUCUUGCUCUAAGGCCCCAACAGUCCUCCUCUAUGGUCCCUCCUCAUCUUUCUCCUAUGGCCCGGCAACAAAUCCUCUCACAACUUCAACAACAACAACAACAACAACAACAACAACAACAACAACAACAUCAGCAGCAUUUGCAGGCCAACACAAUUUUGGAAUUCUUACAUCAAGCCGGGCUCAUCCCGAACCCCCAACUCCUAAUUUCUUCACUUCCUGAGGGAUGUAAUCAUUUAAGCUCUCAGCAACAGCAGCAGCAGCAACAACAGCAACAGCAAAAUGUGCCUGCUUCACUUCCCAGCCAGACGUCAAAGGUGAUGCAACCGCCGGCACAAUCUCUCCAACUGCAGCCGCCGCUUUCGAACAAUGCUACCGGGCAGGCGUACUCUCAGCCUUCACACCCGUUGCUCGGCCUCUCGACUCUGGCGUUUUCUCGUCUUCCACAAUCACACCCACAGCCGCUUUCCACUUCUCCAAGUCUCGGAAUACCUUGCAUACACUCUGCUCCAGCUGGUCUCGACCUCUUGGCACAUCUACAAACCCUCGGACUUAGUUUGGCACCGGGGGCUCGACCAAUCUCGCCUGGGCUCGGCCUCAUUCUACCGACUCUAUCACAAGCGCCCAGUGCAACCAACACCAUCACUGUUUCCUCGGCUCCCGCAUCCACUGUAGUCACGACUGGGUCUAGCUCCAUCAUGGAUCCUAGUCAUGGUGACGUGGAUGGGCUACCAGCUGCCAGAAGAGGGGCAUCUGCUCCAUCUAUUCCCCUCCUACCAAGCCUGCCCUCGACGCCUUCGAUAAUGGCAUCUACUUUGGGUAAUGCUCUUCAGCUCGGUGUUGUUGGCUCAAGGCCCCGUAGUCCUACAGUCAAUUGUGAGCCUCCAUCCAGCUCGAGUGGCCAACUCAAUCGAAUCCCACCUUCUCAUAAACAUCAUCAUCAUCAUCAUUCACAACAACAACAGCACCAUCAUCACCAACAGCAACAACAAUUACUGCAACAACAGUCUCAGGUGCAUCGUCCCUACUUGUGUUCGUUCUGUCAAACUCGGUUUCAGGCGCUCAGUACUUUUCAGGUUUGUAUUCUAUCAAAGGGACAGGGAGACAUCUGGUCUAGGCAAAAUCUGAAGACUGCAGCAUUUCUUUGGGACACUUUUGCUUGUCUUUAG
Molecule: messenger RNA, 2073 nt
Organism: Protopolystoma xenopodis
Lineage: Eukaryota; Metazoa; Platyhelminthes; Monogenea; Polystomatidea; Polystomatidae
Source: the annotation of a GenBank genome assembly